AAAUAUUCUUAAAACGUCAGUUCACCUCCGAACUCAUGUCAUGAGCGUUUCGUGAAAGCCCCAUUUUUUUUUAUGGCGAAUUUACGGCAAAUCCCCUUAACCUGCAGCGGCCACACGCGCCCCGUUGUCCAUUUGGAUUUUAGCGGCAUCACCGAGAGCAGUUAUUAUUUAAUAUCCGCGUGUAAAGAUGGAAAACCAAUGCUUCGACAAGGAGAUACCGGAGAUUGGAUAGGAACCUUCGAAGGUCAUAAAGGGGCCGUUUGGGGUGUAGCCCUCAAUCAAGAAGCCACAAGAGCCGCAACCGGAGCCGCGGAUUUCACGGGAAAAGUUUGGGAUGCAAUUUCCGGAGAAGAACUUCACUCGUUUCAACAUAACCACAUUGUUAAAAGUGUUGGUUUCUCAAAAGAUAGUUCUGCUUUAGUAACUGGUAGUAAUGAACGUCUCGUGCGUAUUUUUAACUUAGAAAACACCGAGUCUUCGUCCGAUAUAUUUUCCGGUCAUUCCGCUGGUGUUCGUCAUGCUUUAUUCUUCCGUAACGAUCGUUGUCUGGUUUCUUGUGCUGAUGACAAAACGUUAAGAGUUUGGGAUCGUGCGAGCGGCCAAGAAAUACAAAAGUUGGACUUUCCAGCUGUCCCAAACAGUUUAGAGGUGUCUCGAGAUGGUUCCGUUUUAACAGUGGCCCAUUCCAAAACGGUUACUUUCUUAAACGCGGAUAGUUUGCAGAAAAUUAAAGAUUUUUCUAUCCCUACAACGGUUAAUUCCGCCUCUUUACAUCCCGAUAAAACGAUUUUUGUGGCUGGAGGGGACGAUUUAAAAGUUUAUAAAUUUGAUUAUGUUAACGGAACCGAAAUUGAAUCGUUUAAAGGACAUUUUGGACCGGUUCAUUGCGUGCGAUUCUCCCCUGAUGGUGAAUUAUACGCAUCAGGAUCUGAAGAUGGCACAUUGAGGCUUUGGCAAACUACCGUUGGGAAAACUUACGGCUUGUGGAAAUGCGUCGAUGGGAAUCAACUUAAUAAUGAUAGCUUAACUCAGAAGGAGGUCAUUGCGAGUUAAAACACUUUUAAAUUCUCAAUAUAUGAUUUAAUUAUGAUUAAUUUUUUCUUUUAUAAUUUAUUUACGAAUGUAAUUCUGUUUUGCGAUGUGUUGCAGCAGUAGACAUUGUUCGAUUUACUUUUUCUUAGAGUUUCUACUUUCGAUAAUAAAAAAAAUGUUUUCUCAGUG
Messenger RNA from Onthophagus taurus, 1221 nucleotides. RefSeq names its product serine-threonine kinase receptor-associated protein wmd (gene wmd). Gene Ontology annotation, cellular component: SMN complex. The record is from RefSeq and is a predicted model, not a curated record. Gene Ontology annotation, biological process: spliceosomal snRNP assembly. Gene Ontology annotation, molecular function: RNA binding; protein binding. Lineage: Eukaryota; Metazoa; Arthropoda; Insecta; Coleoptera; Scarabaeidae.